Messenger RNA from Coregonus sp. 'balchen', 20808 nucleotides. The record is from the annotation of a GenBank genome assembly. Lineage: Eukaryota; Metazoa; Chordata; Actinopteri; Salmoniformes; Salmonidae.
CAAACUCUACUAAUUUCAUUUUAGUGGCCACAAAUAUACGUAUGUACAUAAAACAUUUAUUUUUUGGCUCGCUGCCUAAAGGGGUGCGGCUGUCUGAGACUGUAAACGAUACGUGUACGCCGCGGUGCUGGACGGGUGAACCAGGGAACAUACAAAACUACAGAGAGAAGAGCGACUCGCCCCGGACCCUCUGGCCACCUCGGAGAGCCAGGAUCCACCACAGUCCAGCAGCGACCCUCUAACUUGGAAUAAAAACUAGCAAGCAAGCAAGGCAACUCAACUCCCUGAAAACUUUGCAAUUACCGCCAGACAGAGGAAGUUGGUGGAGGAUUAUCAACGCAUGCAUACUUUCAUGGAGUAGUCUCUGUCCACCCUUGAUCAGAUUAGGUAAACAGCCGCAGCACUGUCUAUUUUUACUCAUGUACUCUAAAUGCACUGCAGCAAAUGUUUUUAUAAGCCCCAGCUCUUUACAAAAAAAUUGAAACGGUGAAUUGACAGGUGUGAUUGAUGGGUGAGCCCUGAGCCUUCCUCACUACAGUUCAGCUGCAGUUUUUUGCUCAAUGGUAAUGCGUGUAGUAAUAAUUAUUACUUUAUAAAAUAGUUGUACAAGUUUGCUGUCUAAACAAGUGUUCCUGCAUGCAAUGUAAGACUUCACCAAAUACGGUCAUCCACAUGUGACAGUUUGAUUGUUGCAUUUGUGAUUGAUUGAAUAGGCCACAAUUAAAACACACUUAGCUGGAUUGUCAUUGAUUCAAUACAGCCAUCUGUCAGUCUGUCUCUGUGUGUACAUGCAUAUUCAAAUCUUUGUGUGUUUUUGUUGCAUUUCCCCAUCCCAGUACUCAUCACACACACCCCUACAAGCCACCAUGGAGGAUGACCUGAUGUUUAGUAUGGAGGAGGUGGGCAGUGCCCAGCAUAACCUGGGGAAACAGAGGACCCCCGGUCAACGUGCUCCGUCCCUUAGCAACGCUAACGAUAGCGGCGAGGACGAGGACGACUACUACAUCUGUCCCAUCACAGACGACCCUGUCAGCCAGGCCAAAGACAUCUGUGGCUAUCUGAAUAACCUGGUCAACAGCAAGCAGCUGUCCAACUCCCCCCGAAACUCCUUCACCUACAAGGUGAGCAGCAGUAGUGUAGGUGCAAUAUGCACAGGGUUUAGAAGAUUCUGAAAGGACCAUGGGUUGCUGGGCAACAGCUGACUGGGAAACAUGUUGCCAUGUACUGUAUUGCUCUAUUGUCAGUAUGCAAAAUGCUGAACUCUCGCUCUUACUGCUAGAGAUGUGGUCAGAACAACUCUGCCUUAUAAGGAGAAGGACCUCUUUCUCUCUCUGUGUGUGUGUGUGCGUGCGUGCAUAUGUGCAUUUCUGUGGCUGACAGCAGCAGGUCAGCUGCUUCGUCUGUGUACUCUCAGAACAGGAAGUACCCAGAGAGCAGCUCUCACCUCACAUGAUGAUGACAUAUGUAAACAACCCUUUCACAGCACGCGGCGCGACCCCUGGCCUUCUGAUCCAGUAGGCCAGCCUGUAGAGUGGGGUUGAUGGGGAGAAAUUAAUAGCACUCCCUCAUCAGACAGAGUACGGCAGACUGUUUGAGAUGUAGAAUUUAUGGGUCGCCAUGUUGGAAGCAAAUUUCAAAACACAUUCUACUGGCAAUAAGAUGAUAAUUCCCUUUUCAUGGAAUGUUCAACACCAACAUAGUCAAUCCCAAUGAAUAUUUUGCUCUGCUCCUCAUGUAUGGUUAAGUUGAUAAUAUUAAACAGUUAAUUUCUCUACCUCUCCACAUAGAAUGAAACAGAAACAGAGAAUGAAACUCCACAACAACGGUCGGUCGAGUUUGAUGCGUUAUCUGACAAUGCACGGGUACGUUACUGACCACGUUUUCAUUCCCCUCUCCUUUUGUAUUAGUGACUGCCUCCUUGCUCCUCACCUUCCCGACAUUAAUUCAAUCUUUAAAUAAUGUAUUCCUUCUUACCUUCCAUUGUACUUAUAAUAAUAAUAAUAUGCCAUUUAUUUUUGUGUAUGGGUGGUCCCGGGGAUCGAACCCACUACCUUGGCAUUACAAGCGCCGUGCUCUACCAGCUGAGCUACAGAGGACUUGCAUGACCUGUUGUAUCUAGACCCUUGAUCCCUUAGCUGUCAUUUUAAUGUUCCCUAACCUGUGCAGGAGUCCUCAGGAAUAUAUCAAGAGUUAGGCUAAUGCAAAUGUAAUAAGCAGCCAAUAAGCACAUGACGAUAAUGGUUGAAACAAAGAGUAUUGUUUAUCUUAUUCUAAAUGUAAUUUUCAGUUCUGCUGCGGUUCAAACUGUGUUUCAGAAAAGCAACAGCCAGACAGGCUGUUUAUACAGCACCAUAGUUUACCACUACUGUAUCUUAUGUCUGGUGGUCCAGUUUUGUGAAGAGAUAGUGUGUCUGAUCACAAGGGUACAGCCACAGAUAUACUGUAUAUGAUAUCAUUGAGGGUACAACCAUAGCUAUACUGUAUAUGAUAUCAUUGAGGACGUGUGAAGGGACACACAAACUGCAGGUGACCAGGAACUGACGUUCAAUGCCCGGUGUGUUUCUCACCAACCAGACGUGGCCUUUAGCCUGUUCAAAACAUGAGCCUCAUAUAGCAAUGCAAAUAGUUCAGGCUAAAUAUACACUAGCCUAGAUGGAUGUUGCCACAUACUGCUUAUUAGGCACCGUACUGGGACUGCCCUGUGCUCCAGCCUCUACAACCUAAUGUGUGUGUGUGUAUUUUUUUGGGGGAGGGGGAUAUUGGGGGGGGGGGGGGGGCAGAAGACACAUGUCCAUCUCUUAGAGUGUAUCUUAUCUAACAAAUGUCAAUCUCUUAGAGUGUAUCUUAUCUAGAUUGCCACGUGUGUGUGUGGCAUAGUGAGUAGGUCCCGUACGUCCACCAAAUGCACAUUCGUUUUCCCAUAUGUUGUUUUUUGUGGAUGUCUAGUCCGCAUUUUCUGUACUUGACGCACAUGUGCUUCGCAAGGCUGCAGAAAGUUUUGCAGCAUGGAGAAGGUCAUUUUCGCUGUCUCUUGGUUCCCUGCAGUGUACGAUCAAAGCGCCGAUUGCUACCGGGACCUCCAUGGAGACACAUUGCCAAUACGAUUUGAUUACCUAGUCAGUUGAAUAUGAAAUAAUUAGCUGGUAAUGGGAAGCUACGUUCUGGGAAUUUCUUAAGUAUCUAGCAAAGUGGUUAGCUUUGUAGUUAGAUAGCUAGCUAACUGGCUUGACUGUUUAUGGACUUCUGUUUAUACCACCGCACGGUAAAGCAACACAUAAAUUGAAAAUAUUGAAUGCAUGCGGUACACAGAACACACCACAGCUUAGUGCGGCAUCCCCAACACAGCGUUGCGGACUGCUCCAUUGAGAAUUAAUGACUUGCGUCAAACUCUUUGCGUUCCGACGGAUCUGGUGGACAUGAGGCUGGAGGGUGGUACUGUAUGGGAGGGUCGGGUUACUAACAGGUUUACAUUACUAGCAAAUGCCACUUGGAUCACUGUUAGUUCUGAGAAAGACUGAGAAAGCUGAGUACAACAGUCCAGACAUUCAUGAGUGUAGUCAGGAGUUUUUCCUGGUUAGGCCUCAUGGACUGGAAAAGCUCCUGGCCCAAGUGCUGGCUGUGGGUAUAAAAUUCAUCUGGUGACAGCACGUUAAUGAUCUAUGUUAUUUUGCAAUGUAGGGCUCUUGGGUGACUUCUAGAUAGGACAACUAAUGUGAGACUUUUUAUCCUCCUAGUAGGUCAAUAGAAAGACUCCUGUUUCUACAUUGAUACUUGUAUAUCAUAGGGCCAGGAGUUUUCCAUGGUCAGGUUAUGUGGUCAGGAAAAACUCUUGGCCCUGUAGCAUUUCACGCUAAGGUCUACACCUGUUGUAUUCGGCGCAUUCAUUACGAUAAUCUUAUGCUGAAAGUUCCUGAAGCAACCUUGUCAUGAUCCUCUGUUGAUGUGUCUGCUUGUCAUAUCUCUCCCUGUAUUUUGUUUUCCUCUAUCAAUUCAAAAGUGUGAUUUGCAUGUUCCUCAACACUUCCACGGCACAGGAUGGAUCAGAAAUCCACCUGUCCACUGACACUUAAUCCUACUGUGAGAGAGUUGGCCGUUACUCUGACACCUAAAAGGUACUAAAUGUAUACUGAACAAAAAUAUAAAUGCAACAUGCAACAAUUUCAAAAGAUUUUACUGAGUUAGAGUUCAUAUAAGGAAAUCAGUCAAUUGAAAUAAAUGGAUUUCACAUGACUGGGAAUACAGAUAUGCAUCUGUUGGUCACAGAUACAGUACCUUAACAAAAAAAGUAGGGGCGUGGAAACCAGUCAGUAUCUGGUGUAACCAUGAUUUGCCUCAUGCAUCGCGACACAUCUCCUUCACAUAGAGUUGAUCAGGCUGUUGAUUGUGGCCUGUGGAAUGUUGUCCCAUUCCUCUUCAAUGGCUGUGCGAAGUUGCUGGAUAUUGGCGGGAACUGGAACACGCUGUCGUACACGUUGAUCCAGAGCAUCCCAAACAUGCUCAAUGGGUGACAUGUAUGUUGAAUAUGCAGGCCAUGGAAUAACUGGGACAUUUUCAGCUUCCAGGAAUUGUGUAUAGGUCCUUGCGACAUGGGGCCGUGCAUUAUCAUGCUGAAACAUGAGGUGAUGGCGGCAGAUGAAUGGCACGACAAUGGGCCUCAGGAUUUCGUCACGGUAUAUCUAUGCAUUCAAAUUGCCAUCGAUAAAAUGCAAUUGUGUUCUUUGUCUAUAGUUUAUGCCUGCCGAUACAAUAACCACACCGCCACCAUGGGGCACUCUGUUCACAACGUUGACAUCAGCAAACUACUCACCCACACGACGCAGACACGUGGUCUGCGGUUGUGAGGCCGGUUGGACGUACUGCCAAAUUCUCAAAAAUUACGAUGGAGGCGGCUUAUGGUAGAUAAAUGAACAUUAAAUUCUCUGGCGAGAGUUCAUAUGGACAUUUCUGCAGUCAGCAUGCCUCCUGAGUGGCGCAGUGGUCUAAGGCACUGCAUCGCAGUGCUAGCUGUGCCACUAGAGAUCCUGGUUCGAAUCCAGGCUCUGUCGCAGCCGGCCGCGACCGGGAGACUCAUGGACGGCGCACAAUUGGCCCAGCGUCGUCCAGGGUAGGGGAGGGAAUGGCCGGCAGGGAUGUAGCUCAGUUGAUAGAGCAUGGCAUUUGCAACGCCAGGAUUGUGGGUUCGUUUCCCACGGGGGGCCUGUAUAAAAAAAUAUGUAUUCACUAACUGUAAGUCACUCUGGAUAAGAGCGUCUGCUAAAUGACUAAAAUGUAAAUGUAAUUGUACGCUCCCUCAACUUGAGACAUUUGUGGCCUUGUGUUGUGUGACAAAACUGCACAUUUGGUGGCCUUUUAUUGUCCCCAGCACAAGGUGCACCUGUGUAAUGAUCAUGCUGUUUAUUCCGCUUCUUGAUAUGCCACACCUGUCAGGUGGAUGGAUUAUCUUGGCAAAGGAGAAAUGCUCACUAACAGAGAUGUAGACAUUUGUGCACCAAAUUUGAGAGAAAUCAGCUUUUUGUGCAUAUGGAAAAUUUCUGGGAUCUUUUAUUUCAGAUCAUGAAACAUGGGACUAACACUUUACAUGUUGUGUUUAUAUUUUUUAAAAGUGUAUUUAAAACUGCAGUAGCAGAGCAAGUUAAAAACAUACAAAACUAGCAGCUAAAAACAGAUUUGGCUCACCAUAGUUAAAGCCCAAAUGCGGUGAUAAUGUAUUGGGCCUAUAGCUUACUGCACAAACCUCAUUGCUACAGUACGGUUUUUAAUUGGUUAAUGUUGCAUAGGUUGAGCGGUAGAUCUCGGCUUGCAUUUUGACGCAGAAAGUGAUCUUGACUCAGAAAAGGUUGGUGACGACUGUUCUAGAGUUUUCCCUGUUAACACUAUCAACGUUUGCCAUUACUGUGGCAAUUGUGAUCGAAUUAACGCAAUAUUAGCCACUUUCAAUGCAACAUACCAAAACAAAACAAACUUUGCAAGAUAUUUUUUUGUAAGCUGAACGCAUCGGAGUAGGAUUCUAUUGCAUUGACACGCACUACUCUGACCGGUGCGGCAUAAACAAUCAGAGCUGCAGUAUGCAAAUAGACCAUUGCCAUAUAUGGAUCUGUGCCAUUUACUUUGAACUGGACUGUGUUUACAGCAUGAGCACUUGUUUUGAUAUGUUUGUUUUGGGAUCAAAGCGAGAGCUGCAUGUAGCCACGUGCACAUUAUGUUCCUAUCUUUUGCUAGUUAGUGAGUUACUAGCCCAGUUAUAGAUCAUUUGAAGUCAGCAAUAGGGGAGUGAUGGCUUCCUACAAGGGCACAAAACGUCUACAUUUCUAGACACCUUUGAAAAGUGUGUCAGGUAAAGAGCUUUGUUUUUGUCUUAAAGGGGCAGUUUUGUAUUUUGAGACAGGUUUGAAUAAGCUAAGUAGCCUAUAGGCAGAGGGCAGCAUAAUUUGUCUGAUUCUCUGUAAUAAUUGUAUGAGAAUAAUAAUGCAUUUUAUUUUGUAAAGUGGUUUCUUGCAUCAAACAACACAACAGCAUUUUCAGUCACCUCCUUGUCUGAAGGACAAGUGGAUGAACAGGUUAAUGUCAAGCCUUGCAUGUUUUUUUCAAACGUAGGUCUACAUUGAACACCACACAUUGGCUACUACUGUAGGCUGAAUGAUAGAACAGCAAUUUCCAUGUUAAAAUGUUAUGGGAUGCAUUUUCUCCAUUGUUUUUGAUGGUAGGCCACUCUGGUAGGCCUACAUUAUUAUCAAAUAGCCACAGUAGCCUACAUGGCCACUGUUAAAAUUAACUUAAAGCGGGUACAGCCUCAGUGUUCACAGUAAACGCGCGCUGGAAGUUGCACAGAAGUUUCACCAAGGUUCAGGUUUGUGCUCAGCAGACCUGAAAGUUGCUCAGUGCGGGAAAAUAUUUGAGGGAACAUUGACUGUAACAUUACUGCAUGAUUGUAGUGGGUUUAUUAACACGUUAGUUCUAAUAGCUACGUUGACUAUGACGUUACUUUAGCUAAUAUGGUGACAACGAUGUAGGCUGUGUGUAGCGGUUAUGAUAUGAAGGUUUGGCUUGGAAAGGUUUUUUCUGCCUGGUCACAUAGCUGUGUUGUGCAUUGAAGUCCACAAGCGAAGGGAAAAGGUGAGAGGAGGAGAGUGCAUAGAUGCAAGACGGAAUACAACGUGGCUGCUAUGAAAGUGAACUGUGUUUAAGCUUGAUCAGGGGUAUAUUCAUUCCGCCGAUUCUGUUGAAAAACAUUUCUUGAAUGGAACGAAACGGGGAUAAACAUACGUGAAUUUGUCCAAUAGAAACUCUCGUUUGCAACUGUUGGAUUAAUGAUUACACCCUAGAUUAGCUAGAUGCAUGCAAGUGUGCAAGGCAGUAUUGAAUGUGUCACUGUUUGUCCAUGUGUCACUGUCUGUCACCUCAAAUAUUUAUCUCGACCUGUGUGCACCUACGUUGUAAACUUUCAUUUAUAGGCUAGGUUGUAGCAAACUCAUGAUGGGUAUAGGGAUAAUUUGAGUGUUAUAUAGUAGUUUUAAACCUAUCACUGUUACAUUGAACUGGGUGAAUGGAAUAUGAAUGACAGUCAUCCAAUAUGCUGUAAUAGAAAUAAGGCCAUGCUCAUGAAGAAACAAAAUCAUCCUCCCUCGUCUUAAACGGCACUGACCGCCACUGGUGUGCAUAUGGCGGGUGUUCUGCAGUGACGUCUAAAAAUGUUGCUGUACACUGAUGUCUAGAAAAUUAAGCUGUAAGAAAUUCGGACUUGUGUAUGCCCUGCAGCUAUACUCAUGUAUGUGGGCAUACUGCAGUGAGGUCUAAAAUGUUUUGAAUUAAUCAGCACUUUGGAGAGUGCUGUCCCUUUCAGCACCAUAGAUAGUAGGCUACUUGGCUGUGUACUCUGUCUGUUGCGCUGCUACUUUGUGUUUGAGACUUUUUUUUUCAAUGUGUUCCUGUACCUCAGAGUCCCCCGGAUACCCCCCUCCCCCCUUCUCGCGCUCACUAUGUAAAUUAAGCACUGAACCAAUCAUUAGGGUGUUUUUGUUUGACCCACGUGAACAUGACUGAAACAGGAACCAACUUUGCUGCGAUUCAUGUAUACAGUGGAGUAAUACAAAUGAAUGUGAUAUUUGAGGCUCUCUCUCACUGAUUGAUUGUAUAUACACAUCAUUUUAGUUUGUGAGUGGGGGUUGGAGCCAUGUUUAUUUUGACAUUAUAAAGAAAAACUUUAAUAAACAAUAGCAACACUGCCAUGUUGAUCUGAGCCUUGCUGUCGGAAAACCACAUGAAUGUGCAUCUUUAAAAAAAAAUACAACAUGGUUAUUGGUCAGCCUAAAAAUAACAGUCAACCAAAAUUCCAUGACCGUCACAUCCCUAAUCUGUGUGUGUUUCAUUGAUGUAUCCCCAGUGGCUGUAGCUUCCCUUAGCAUAAGCUGUGAUACAGUGUGAUAGUUAUCUAAAAGAUAAGUAUUGUUUCCCAUUGUCCCAGGUGGCGUGGAAUAGAGCCUUAGAGAAGGCCAAGGCCAUGCCUGAUCCCUGGGCUGAGUUUCACCUGGAGGAAGUCGAGACCGAGCCAUGCAUACGAUACAGGUACAUAUUAAUGUGUCCGUCAGUGGGCUUGACUGCUACCCUGUUUUAGACAGUUGUUGACAAAUACACACCAUCCCCACACCCCUGCCCUUUCUGAAGGUACAGUAUAUUAUAUAACCAUCACUGCAUUUCCAAUGGGCCUUCCAAGUUUUUCUUGGCCUGUGCACAAAGUUCCCUUGUGGCAGAUAUCUGGGCUGCCUGCCUGCCCACGCUAAAACACUUAGUCUGAAGCCAAAAGGCGUAUUCCAGGUCAUAUUCUUUCCAGUAACUCUGCACAUCUUAGAAUAAUGCUAUAUCAUUAGUGUGGUUCCUGAGAGGUUGAACAUUUCUCCAGGCGUUGUGAGAUCUGAUAAUCUGUGCAGUGCGACUGCAAUAAAGAUGACCUGGAACAUGCCCAAAUUCUUCAGACAGUGCAGCCAGGAAAACAACUAAAGAGGUGUGGCCCUCCCGGCCUAGAUAAUAGCAGGCUAAGUAGGGGUACUGCAUUCUCUAACAUGUUUUGCUGUGUUUGUUUGUCUUAAUCCUCACCUCUUAUUGGUGUUAUAUAACAAAGCCCUGCCUAUAGGGAGCAAAGGGAGGAAGAGAUGGUUGUCUGGAGUUGGGAUCCACUCCUGUUCUCUCAUGAUGCGACUAAUGAUGAUUUUGAGAAAAGUCGCAUGAAAGGAAUGCGCUCUGCUCUGUUUCUUGUGCAGGCUGCACAUACUUCAUCAGUAUCUCAUUCACAAUUUGACAAGCACUUGAUAAUAUUCUCACCCAUCAGACUAUUCUCAAUUUAAUCCUGUCUUUACAAAUAGCCUGCUAAUAUUUACAUUUUUGUCAUUUAGCAGACGCUCUUAUCCAGAGCGACUUACAGUUAGUGAGUGCAUACAUUUUUCAUACUGGCCCCCCGUGGGAAUCGAACCAACAACCCUGGCGUUGAAAGCGCCAUGCUCUACCAACUGAGCUACAGGAGGGUGGAGUUAUUUUUUAUUUAGAAUGGCCUACAAAAAAAAACGUAAUCCGUAGCCUGCACUUGAAUAGCGAAUGGAGGAAGCGCUUCCCGCGGUUAUGUUUAUAAUAUGCCAGGUAGUCUACACUGGUUGUAAAGCAGAUCAAUGUGCUUAAUUGUAAGAAUUUAGCAAUAAAUAUAGCAUCACCAGAAAGAUGGGAUGCUCUUUUAAAUAGUGGCCACUGGCCAGUCAAAACUCUGUUUUCACAUGCGAUUGCGCAGUGACUGGGUUUAUAAGGAACUCGCGUUUCACUAGGCUCUCUCUGUAGGCUAUGGGCUCUCCAACCGUGUUCCAGAGGUCCUAGGCCUACAGGCUAUGCUUAGUUAUUUGGCCACUUUAGUUGUGAUACAAACCUUAUCAAAACAUAUAGGCCUAUGGGCUAGGCUACAUGAUGUAUGUGAAUAUGAUUUGAAAAAGUGCUGUUUCUUGCCUUAGAAUAUUAUCUCACCCAUCACACUAUUCUCAAUGUAAUCUUGUCUUUACAUAUACUAAAUAAUAUAUGUGUGAAAUUAGUUUUCAUUUAGAAUGGACCAUUAUCAUGCAUCUGUCAGAACAGGGGCAGGGGAAAAAGACAUUACAUUUACAUUUGACAUUUUAGUCAUUUAGCAGACGCUCUUAUCCAGAGCGACUUACAGUUAGUGAAUACAUAUUUUUUUUUAUACUGGCCCCCCGUGGGAAUCGAACCCACAACCCUGGCGUUGCAAACGCCAUGCUCUAUCAACUGAGCUACAUCCCUGCCGGCCAUUCCCUCCCCUACCCUGGACGACGCUGGGCCAAUUGUGCGCCGCCCAUGAGUCUCCCGGUCGUGGCCCGGCUGCAACAAAGCCUGGAUUCGAACCAGGAUCUCUAGUGGCACAGUUAGCACUGCGAUGCAGUGCCUUAGACCACUACGCCACUCAUGUCAUCCGUAUGCACUUGAAUAGCGAAUAAAGGACUUCCCGCGGUUCAUUUUCAUGCCAACCAGGUAGGCUUCUCCUGUUGUAAAUGUGCUUAAUAUUAGGGAAGUUGAGAAAUAAAUAAAGUAAGCCUAUAAAAAGCUGAUGGGAUCCUCCUCAUUUUAAUAGAGGCCAUUUAAAACUCUGUUUUCUCACGCAAUUGCAUAGCAUAUAGAAAUGUUGUGGAACAUGGGCUUAUAGGAACACUUAUUUCAUUCCAUGCAUCAAGCUAUGAGGAGCUGGCUCUCGCUGAGUAACAGGUGAUCCUAUUCCGCUCAAACUCUGAAUGCCAGGCCUCUCAUGAAGUGUUUGAUUUGGUAUUCGAGUGCAUUUGCAUUGAUGUCAGAGUGAUUAGAGGGACAGUAGAGCGCUGAGUACCAGGCCAUUAGCAAGUUUGGUAGGUUACUAAUGACCAUCAGCGGCAUCAGAGCACAGUUUUGGAGAAGGCUAGUUAACGUGACAAGUGGAAUUUGGUUGUGGUCAUGACUCGUGACUGUCGGACAGCUCUAGUCGGAACCUCACGCUACCUAAGCCUCUCUGGUCUCUUAGCCAAUGGCAUGGUGCCAUCUUCCUGUCCCAUGCCCCCAAUAGCAGUGGCUGACUCCUGACUGGAAUAAAACCCAUGGUAAUAAUAAUAAUAUGCCAUUUAGCAGAUGCUUUUAUCCAAAGCGACUUACAGUCAUGUGUGCAUACAUUUUUACGUAUGGGUGGUCCCGGGGAUCGAACCCACUACCCUGGCGUUACAAGCGCCAUGCUCUACCAAUUGAGCUACAGAGGACCACAUAUGCUUGGCAGGGCAGGACAGACUGUGUAAAUAUUUAGCCUCUGGAUCUGCUAUGUGUCUUAUCAGUGUGUAUGGCUGACCCAGUCUCAGACAAGCCAAGCAUUCAUAAUCUGUACAUACAGUGUGUUUGAAAUUCUCCCCCUAAGGUCAGAUCUAGUGUAGAGAAGGAACCCUACAAACUGUUAAUGGUCCCAAUGGUGAGAAUUGAUUAUGACAUGUAACGUCAAGUUCACAUGGGUGAUAAUGGCAUUCCCACUGAACACAGUACAAAGUAGGCCCAUUUGUUGAGUUUGUCUUUGGUAACCACACAAGAAUAAGGGACUAUUACCACAGAUCUGUCCGCCACAGGGUCUUUGGGGCUUGGACGUUGAACAUCACCAAACCAAGGGAAUAUCUCACAACCCUUUUUGAUCCUGGGGUACGUGACAUCAUAGAUUAGACUAUUUUCAGGCUAUGGAUAACUAUAUUUGGACUAUUUGAGGAUACGCAGAGCAGGUCCUGUUCAGAACAAAUCCAAGGACUCUAAUGUUUGUCUGUUUCUAUUUUCAGUCCCCUUGUUCUAACCCCGACCCCUUCAGUAUAUGGAGCAAUGUGGCCAAAGUUACAUUUUCUACUUUCUAGUCAUCACAAUAUUGCUUAGACAAGUCCAGAAUUCUGGCCCAUAUAGAAUGGAAUAAUCAUGUUUGAUCAAUGUUUGGUGAAUGUGAUUUGCUUAAUCUUUCCUCAGGUACAAUGCGAUCACGGCGGAGUGGUCUCAAGACACAGUGCACAUCAAGAUGUCUGGCCAGGUAUGCCACAACUCCUAAAUCAUCAGUAAUCUAUGUUAUUAUUCAUCAGAACAUUGUUGGACUCGUGGAUAUGUAUGUGGAAUGUAGUAACACAGUUUACAUGAAUGUGAACGUUUUCAAAAGCUUGGUGAGUUGAUUGAGUUUCUCAGGAAUUAUUGAUUUGUCUUUAUGGUUUCUCACAGCCUUUUGGACGCGGGGCCAUGAGGGAAUGCUUCAGAACGUAAGUCUCACACACUGUAUCUUUAAUAAUGUUCUCCAUACGUCCUGGUUUCUUAUUUCGGAGGCUUUUGGCCCUUUGUUCCUGCUAGUUCAGCUAGUUUCAGAGCCGUGUGAGCUUUCCUCUUAAUGCAGUGUAAACAAAAUGACCAGACUGUACAAGCUGCUCAGGUCCCCAAUCCACAUUCCACAAAUCUCUCUCUCAGACCCAGAUCCAUUUAGUCCAGCUUAGAGCCAUAGAUAGAUCCCUAGACAGAAACAAACAUUCCAUGACUACAACAUUCUAAUUCACAUUCUCAAUUCUCAAACUUUUCAUGCCAACAUGGCACCCAGUAGAGUUCUCUAUCUCAAACUGAUUUUGCUGAACUCUGUAUGUAGUACAUUACUCUGGUCUAGCCUGAUGUUCGCAGCUGUAGGCAACUGGGAUAUUAUUCAUAUUGUGUCCUUAUUAUGAUGCGAUCUCUUUCUGUAUUCAUCCUGUCUACAGUGGGGAGAACAAGUAUUUGAUACACUGCCGAUUUUGCAGGUUUUCCUACUUACAAAGCAUGUAGAGGUCUGUAAUUUUUAUCAUAGAUACACUUCAACUGUGAGAGACGGAAUCUAAAACAAAAAUCCAGAAAAUCACAUUGUAUGAUUUUUAAGUAAUUCAUUUGCAUUUUAUUGCAUGACAUAAGUAUUUGAUCACCUACCAACCAGUAAGAAUUCCGGCUCUCACAGUCCUGUUAGUUUUUCUUUAAGAAGCCCUCCUGUUCUCCACUCAUUACCUGUAUUAACUGCACCUGUUUGAACUCGUUACCUGUAUAAAAGACACCUGCCCACACACUCAAUCAAACAGACUCCAACCUCUCCACAAUGGCCAAGACCAGAGCGCUGUGUAAGGACAUCAGGGUUAAAAUUGUAGACUUGCACAAGGCUGGGAUGGGCUACAGGACAAUAGGCAAGCAGCUUGGUGAGAAGGCAACAACUGUUGGCGCAAUUAUUAGAAAAUGGAAGAAGUUCAAGAUGACGGUCAAUCACCCUCGGUCUGGGGCUCCAUGCGGGCAUCAAUGAUCAUGAGGAAGAUGAGGGAUCAGCCCAGAACUACACGGCAGGACCUGGUCAAUGACCUGAAGAGAGCUGGGACCACAGUCUCAAAGAAAACCAUUAGUAACACACUACGCCGUCAUGGAUUAAAAUCCUGCAGCGCACGCAAGGUCCCCCUGCUCAAGCCAGCGCAUGUCCAGGCCCGUCUGAAGUUUGCCAAUGACCAUCUGGAUGAUCCAGAGGAGGAAUGGGAGAAGGUCAUGUGGUCUGAUGAGACAAAAAUAGAGCUUUUUGGUCUAAACUCCACUCGCCGUGUUUGGAGGAAGAAGAAGGAUGAGUACAACCCCAAGAACACCAUCCCAACCGUGAAGCAUGGAGGUGGAAAAAUCAUUCUUUAGGGAUGCUUUUCUGCAAAGGGGACAGGACGACUGCACCGUAUUGAGGGGAGGAUGGAAGGGGCCAUGUAUCGCGAGAUCUUGGCCAAAAACCUCCUUCCCUCAGUAAGAGCAUUGAAGAUGGGUCGUGGCUGGGUCUUCCAGCAUGACAAUGACCCGAAACACACAGCCAGGGCAACUAAGGAGUGGCUCCAUAAGAAGCAUCUCAAGGUCCUGGAGUGGCCUAGCCAGUCUCCAGACCUGAACCCAAUAGAACAUCUUUGGAGGGAGCUGAAAGUCCGUAUUGCCCAGCGACAGCCCCGAAACCUGAAGGAUCUGGAGAAGGUCUGUAUGGAGGAGUGGGCCAAAAUCCCUGCUGCAGUGUGUGCAAACCUGGUCAAGACCUACAGGAAACGAAUGAUCUCUGUAAUUGCAAACAAAGGUUUCUGUACCAAAUAUUAAGUUCUGCUUUUCUGAUGUAUCAAAUACUUAUGUCAUGCAAUAAAAUGCAAAUGAAUUACUUAAAAAUCAUACAAUGUGAUUUUCUGGAUUCCGUCUCUCACAGUUGAAGUGUACCUGUGAUAAAAAUUACAGACCUCUACAUGCUUUGUAAGUAGGAAAACCUGCAAAAUCGGCAGUGUAUCAAAUACUUGUUCUCCCCACUGUAUAUCAGACCACUGGCAGUCCAUGCCUCCCACAGAGAGAAAAUAAACCCUCACCCACUAACAAGCCCACACACCAGUUCUCACCAUAGAAAACAUGUUAAUGGUUUAUCAGCAAAAAUACACAAUGCCCAAGAGAUACGCAACUCAAACCCUUAGGAGUUUUUCACCUUAGUUUAUGUCAUUCUGAUACUCAACUAACAUUCUUCCGGAUCUACUCAUUUAAAUGUUCAUGUCAUUUUAGUACAGUGCCAUUCUUCUAAUCUUCGAUAUAUUUUUUCCAUAUUUCCUUUCCAUCUUUCUGCAGGAAGAAGCUGUCUAACUUCUCCCACAGUAGUAACUGGAAGAGUGCGUGUAACUAUGUGACAAAGCGCUACAUGGAGCCUGUGGACAGGGAUGUGUACUUUGAGGAUGUCCGGCUGCAGAUGGAGGCCAAACUCUGGGGAGAAGAGUACAACCGCCACAGGCCACCCAAGCAGGUAUGGAUGGAACAUUUAAUUAUCCAAUGAGUCAUCCAGUUGAUUGGUCGAUUGAUUGAUUAGAUGAAUGACGUGAUUGUAGAUUUUCCACAAUUUUCUAACAAUGAAACGAACCAUUCUCUCUCUCUCUCUCUCUCUCUCCCUCCCUCCCUCCCAGGUGGACAUCAUGCAGAUGUGUGUGAUUGAAAUGAUGCAGCGUCCAGGUAAACCUCUGUACCACCUGGAACACUACAUCGAGGGGAAGUACACCAAAUACAACUCCAACUCCGGCUUCGUCAAGGACGACAACAUCAGGCUCACUCCACAGGUACAGCUUCGUCAAGGACAACAACAUCACGCUCACUCCACAGGUACAGCGUCGUCAAGGACGACAACAGCAGGCUCACUCCACAGGUACAGCUUCGUCAAGGACGACAACAUCACGCUCACUCCACAGGUACAGCUUCGUCAAGGAUGACAACAGCAGGCUCACUCCACAGGUGCAGCUUCGUCAAGGAUGACAACAGCAGGCUCACUCCACAGGUACAGCUCCGUCAAGGACGACAACAGCAGGCUCACUCCACAGGUACAGCUUCGUCAAGGACGACAACAGCAGGCUCAUCCACAGGUGCAGCUUCGUCAAGGAUGACAACAGCAGGCUCACUCCACAGGUACAGCUCCGUCAAGGUUAACAACAGCAGGCUCACUCCACAGGUACAGCUUCGUCAAGGACGACAACAGCAGCCUCACUCCACAGGUACAGCUUCGUCAAGGACGACAACAUCACGCUCACUCCACAGGUACAGCUUCGUCAAGGAUGACAACAGCAGGCUCACUCCACAGGUACAGCUUCGUCAAGGACGACAACAUCACGCUCACUCCGCAGGUACAGCUUCGUCAAGGAUGACAACAUCACGCUCACUCCACAGGUACAGCUUCGUCAAGGAUGACAACAGCAGGCUCACUCCACAGGUACAGCUUCGUCAAGGACGACAACAGCAGGCUCACUCCACAGGUGCAGCUUCGUCAAGGAUGACAACAGCAGGCUCACUCCACAGGUGCAGCUUCGUCAAGGAUGACAACAGCAGGCUCACUCCACAGGUACAGCUUCGUCAAGGACGACAACAUCACGCUCACUCCACAGGUACAGCUUCGUCAAGGACGACAACAUCACGCUCACUCCACAGGUACAGCUUCGUCAAGGACGACAACAUCACGCUCACUCCACAGGUACAGCUUCGUCAAGGACGACAACAUCACGCUCACUCCACAGGUACAGCUUCGUCAAGGAUGACAACAUCACGCUCACUCCACAGGUACAGCUUCGUCAAGGACGACAACAUCACGCUCACUCCACAGGUACAGCUUCGUCUAGGACGACAACAUCAGGUUCACUCCACAGGUACAGUGUGUGUUACUGCUGUAAAUGUGUUGGCCAACUUUAUGGAUUACUCCUGAGCUGCAGAACCCAAUGAUGCAUCUUCAUCUUUGUUAUGAAUUGAUGCUAGAUUUUUCAAUUGAAUUAUUUUUUAUUUGUUCUGUGUGUGAACUUGCAACCUUUUCUUAAUGCCUGUAAACCACCAUCUUUUCGUUGUCUGCUGGUAACUCUGCCUGCAGGCAUUCAGUCACUUCUCAUUUGAGCGUUCAGCCCACCAGCUGAUCGUGGUGGACAUCCAGGGGGUGGGGGACCUCUAUACGGACCCCCAGAUCCACACAGAGAAGGGCAAAGACUUUGGAAACGGAAACCUGGGUACGGCUUUCUCUCACACAGUCACACUGUUAGCAACACAAUGAGGUAGACUGACAUUUUCAGUUGUGACCCACCUAGCGAAAGACUUUCAAAUAGAUUGCAACGUACUUGUGUGUGUGUGUGUGUGUGUUACAGGUGUGCGGGGCAUGGCGCUGUUCUUCCACUCCCACCUGUGUAAUAAGAUCUGUAAGAGUAUGGGCCUCACACCCUUUGACCUCUCCACUGCAGAGAAACGCCAGCUGGACUGCACCAACAGACUGCUGGUGAGACCAUAUAAAUAUAUUGAACUAGAAUCAAAGGGCUUGAGGCUGAUGACACAUAUGGGUGAGGCCGAUGACACAUAGCAUCACAUAUCACCCUAGUUGUAGACACAGCCAUCGUAUUACCACAGAAAUUAUAUCAGCACAUACGACCUGGGAAAUGAUUUCACUACAGGCCCAAGAUGUAUGCAGCUAUUUAGAAUUGUCAUUUAGUCCUCAUCUUUAACAAUAUUUUCAACCCUCCCCUCCAAUCAGAGGUCGGCCCAGACGGUACUGAGGGGUAGUGAGGAACAGUGUGGUUCAGCUCGUGUUCGUACCAUCUCAGUGGGCCGUGCGCCCCCACUUCUCUCCCGUCUGUCAGAGACCUCGACCGGGAACGACACUAUAAGUGACUCCAACCCCUGCUCGCCUCUCGUCUUCCCCGGCUCCCCGCUAGGAGAGCACUUCUCUAUGGGCUCCAUGGGCAAGUCUCCUCUUGGUAGGAACAGGGCAUAGAGGGAAUAGUUCACCCAAAUUACAAAUGUAUCUAAUUUUAUGUUAAUCUAGAAGGUUAUCUGUGGGCCUGUAAAGCCAGUGACCCAACAUCUGGGUUUGUUUUCUAAGCUGCAGCCCAGCAUUAGCAUGACGUUCCAAAUAGCAUGCCUGAAGCCCCAUUAAAAACGGACUAAACAGUGUUAUGUUAUUUGAUACCUUAGACUAGAGGUUGAAUGAACAAGGGCUCUGUUUGAGCUAUGGUUUAACUACUUAAACUCUUUCCUUUUUAAAAAUUUAUUAUCAGCCAUUAAAAUGUUUAUUCUAAUCGAACAUCUGGUUUCCCACCCUCAGGUUGGUCUUUCGUAAAUGAGAUGGAUGAACGGGAGACACACAACCACAACAACAACCGCUGCCACAGCCCAGAACUCAUGGUCAGUGAAGGCUUUGUGGCUUUGUCACAAGAAUGACAUUAGUAAUGGUUGAUAUAUACUGAGGGCUGUGCUUGUUUUCUGUAGGACUCAGAGAAUGGAGGAGACAGUGGGUGUCCAAGUGAGAGGAGGAGCGAAGGGGACCCCAAUGACCAUGCAGACGGGGUACAUUACUCUUCUCUACACCAACACUCAGUCUUGGUCAGCCUGUCAGUCAUAAAUACUUUAUGGAAACCGUCAACUACUUCCUCUUUAGUCUUGUAUUGUUUAUAGCUGACACCAAAGUUAUUGUUCACUCCCCAUUUACAUUUUAGUCAUUUAGCAGACGCUCAUAUCCAGAGCAACUUACAGUACCGAGUGCAUACAUUUACAUACUGGUACCCUGUGGGAAUCGAACCCACGACCCUGGUGUUGGAAGUGCCAUGCUUUACCAACUGAGCCACCUGACAUGGAUUCUCUGUUGACGCCCCAACAGCAAAAGCCCUCUGUAUAGCUAUUACCCUCUGUAUAGCUAUGUGAGUGUGAACCUUGCCCCCUCUUUAGCUCAGUUUAUGGCCUCUUAGACAGUAGGUUUUAUACUGUAUGAUGUCACCAUGUAGGCCCGCCCCCACCGCUACAGCAGACACUACUCUGAGUCGGACAAAGACAGCGUCAGACGGGUAAACAAAAUAAAGGCCAAAAUAAAUUACCAUCAUCAUAAUCAUCAAAGCCACCUUCGCUAUAAUCAAAUAACCCCGUGCUCAUCCCUCUGUCGCCCCCUACCCCUUGCUCACAAGUGUAGUGUUCCUGAUAUCUAAUCUAUGCCUCCAUCCAUUAGAUAACUGAAAGCUAACGGAGUUCUUGCUGCUGUGUUUGUCUCCUUGCUAGAGGAAGAUUCCCAGCAGUUCCUCCCUUAACCCAAACAUAAAUUAUCUUGCCGGGAACACCCCCAACAGCCAACAGGUGAUUCCCCGGCCUCUGCAUGAAGGGGUCUAACCCAGGCCUCUUCCUAUGCAGGGUGGAGCACUGACGUUGCACCGUGUCAGCUGUUGAUUUGACUCAUGCUUGUUUUCUAAAGAUGCAUGCUUAGUAGGGGCAAAGGUUUGAGUGCACCCAAGAAAGGGAACACAAACUCAGCAGCCGCCCUGUGUUUUGGUCUUAUUCCAUGUGUGUCCUUGUUUGGCCUCUCCAUGUCAACAUUUUCACCUGCCCCCUCCCUGAUCAAAUCACCUAACCAAUCAAUAAGUCUGUAACUGCCUGUUCUGUCUCUCACUGCAUACCUGGAGUAUGAUUAGCAUUAGUGCUAAGUCAGAUAUGUACAAGUUGAGGCUUGAGUUGUUACUAUGAACAAGGAUUGCUACAUAUACAGUGCUUCAUUGCCCUUUCCUAUGCUCUCUGUCUGCCCAGCUGACCGAUGAGAAAUGGAGCGUCUACCACUCGUCUCGUUCUCAUGUCCACCGGCCGUCCUGUGUUGCUGUGGAGAUGGAGAGACUCGACUCACUGAUCCUGGAGAGGAAGAUCGGAAAGUCCAUCCUGGGGAAAGUGAGUGGCUGGAACACUCGCGCAAGCACAUAUAAACACACACACACACACACUAAAAACACACAAUAUAUCUCCUCUUGCCUCUCCCCCAGGUCCACCUGGCGAUGGUGAGUUACCACGAGGCUGGUCGGUUCUGUGAGAAGGAGGAGCAGCGGGACCAGGACUCAGCCAUGUACCACCUGGAGACAGCAGCCAUGUGUGGGGAACUAGAGGCUAUCGUUGCCCUGGGACAGUGUUACCUACAGCUGCCACACCAUAUACUGUCAGAGAUGGAGCUAGAGGUAUUUCUCUAUCUACUGUAUCUCUCUCUAUCUCUCUCCCCCUCUCUCUUUCUCUCUAAUACACAAUGUGUCUUUUGACUCCUUCUCUAUGUUGUAAUUCCAUGCUGUAUGUUGUUGUCUUGUCAUCAGGACAACUCAGGGAGCCGUAUGAAGGGCUUUAAGUUCCUGCUGCAGGCUGCUGAGGCAGGAGACAGAUCCUGUAUGAUCCUGGUGGCCAGGGCCUUCGACACCGGCAUCAACCUCUCACCAGACAGGUCAGAGACUGGAGGGACAUAUCAGAUAUCAACUAAUGAUGGGACCAUCUAUUAUGAGAAGCUAUCAACCCAGAACGAUACAGAUUACACAAAUAAAACUAAUAGAGACCCCCCAAGACACCGAGUAUAUGAGGACUGUGAAAAUAAUGUUUAAUGAAAAGUCCUUCUUCAUAAAAAACCUAUAAAAACCUUCUCUGUGGUUCUCAGGUCCCAGGACUGGAAGGAGGCGGUGAGCUGGUACGACUGUGCCCUGAACAUGACGGACUAUGACGAGGGGGGCGAGUUUGACGGCAUGCAGGACGAGCCUCCCUACCUGCUGCUGGCCAGAGAGGCUGAGAUGUACGAGGAGGGCGGCCACGGCCUGGACCCAGACCCACAGAGAGCAGGUAAGACAGCAGACAGAACCACACCUGAACCUAGAACUAGAACCCUAGAACUAGAAUCCUAGAACUAGAACCCUAGAACUAGAACCCUAAAAUCCUAACUUGAGCCCUCAGUGUGAUAACCUCUGUUGUACUUACAGUAACUAACCACAGACUCUCUCUCUCUCUGACCCAGGUGAUCUGUUCACAGAGGCAGCAGAUGCAGCCAUGGAAGCAAUGAAGGGCCGACUGGCCAACCAGUACUAUAUGAAAGCAGAGGAGGCCUGGAGUAUGACGGAGGAAGAGGAGUAGGAGAAAGAGGGGACGUCACUCUCUGCAAGGCCAAAGGAAUCGGCUAAUGUUGUGAUGGAUCCUUCUCCCUAAUGGUUUAAAGUUUACAGACACUUAAAGUGAUUUCCUAAAUGCAUUGUGAGUGUAUGAUCUGUGUGUGACCAUUUAUGCAGCCUAGUUGUGUUUCUUGGUGAUUACAGAAGGAAUUCUGUCUUUAUUUGACUCUCUCUCUGUUUGGAGCUGGUCCUUGUCUUUUCAUCCAUUGUCCACUUUUCUAGUCCUGUCCCCAUUGCCCUUUGGCCAUACAGUGCAUUCGGAAAGUAUUCAGACCCCUUGACUUUUUCCACAUUUUGUUACGUUACAGCCUUAUUCUAAAAUGGAUUAAAUUGUUUUUUU